Messenger RNA from Mercenaria mercenaria, 3002 nucleotides. RefSeq names its product zinc finger protein 862-like. The coding region runs from base 1 to 2256 and encodes 751 amino acids. Lineage: Eukaryota; Metazoa; Mollusca; Bivalvia; Venerida; Veneridae. The transcript has 3 exons. The record is from RefSeq and is a predicted model, not a curated record.
AUGGAUCGUUUCGUAAUAAGAUCAGCUAGCCAAAAGCCGUCUGGGAGUGCUUGUGUGCCAUCUGGGAGUGCUAGUUCACAAAAGCGUAAGAGACAUAACGAGACAGAGACUCCAAAACCAAAGAAAUUCUGUGAUAAGGAGUAUGACAAGACUGAACGUGUCCGGAAGUUUCAGCCCUCGUGGAAAAUAACAUACCCAUGGGUUGAGCAUGAACCUGACUCAGAUGAUACCAAACCUGGUGUUAUGUUCUGUGCCACAUGUAGGAUGUACCCCGAGAUUGCGGACAAAUCAUCAAACUUGUUCACUGGAUGUUCGAAUAUGAGAGUUGAUGGUCUUAAAAAACAUGAAAUAUCUGCCGCUCACACUAAAACAACAGAUAAAAAGAAGAAAGAUGUUAUGUCAGAUGUGGAAAGGACUCAACUUGUUAACAACAGUCAAAUUGUCAAAGCUGUCCAGAAAAGUGCGCAAAUCAACAUGAAUGUGUUAACAGUAAUGUUCAAUACUGUGUAUGCUCUGGCCAAAAAGGGAAAGCCGCUUAGUGACUAUGAGACACAUAUGGAGUUACAUGUCAAGAAUAGACGUGACAUUGGUGAAGAUUAUAUGGACAUAGGGAUGAACUAUCUUAAAGAAAAAUCUGCCAAACAGUUCUUGAUGAACAUAGCUGAGCAACAAUGUCUUGAAACAUCGAUAAACAUUGAGAACUGUAGGUUCCUGACAAUUCUUGCUGAUGGGUCAACAGAUUAUGCGAUGACAGAGCAGUACACAGUCUUAAUACGCUUUGUAAAAAAUGGCAGUCCUAUAACUAAACUUGCGUCAAUUGAAGCUGUUGAAAGUGCCAAUGCCAGCGGUGUAUUAGAGGGAAUAGAGAGUGGAAUUGCUAAAGUUGGUGUUGGUUUAGAGAAACAAUCAAAGAUAGUGAGUGUAAAUUUCGAUGGAGCCGCAGUUAUGAUGGGGUGUAGAUCUGGUGUGAGUACUAUGAUGAAAGACAAAAACAAACACAUUGUUCCAGUGCACUGUGUUGCACACAAGCUUGAAUUAGGAGUCCUGGAUGCUGUCAAGUGUGUAGAAUACCUAUCAAAGUUUGAGGAGACUGUGAAAGGCAUCUACCGUUUCUAUGCAAAAAGUCCCAAACGAAGAAGAGAGCUGGAAAGCAUUGCCAAGAUGCUUGAAACUGACUUGUUGAAGUAUGGUGACGUGAAAAGUGUGCGAUGGGUUGCCAGCAAGGGAAAAGCCCUCAAAGCCAUCGAAAACAACCUACCUGCUACCAUGGGACACCUUGAACAUGCAGCCUCUGUGAAUAAACUUGAAGAAGGGGGAAAAGCUAAGAAGCUUUUACAUGAAAUGAAAUCAGCCAGGUUUGUGAAGUACCUGUACUUCAUGAUGGAUUAUCUUGAGGCCAUCACAGCCACGUCUAUCAAAUUCCAGAAAAACGAAUUACUUAUAAUGGAUGUACCUGCAGCUGUGAAUGAUUUGACUGACGAGUUGGAACUUAUGAAGGAUGAACCUGGGGAAAAUGCAUCAAGAUUCUACCAACACUACAACCCUGAAACAAAUGAAUUAAAACAUGGUGGCCAUGAAUUGAAACUAUUAGGACAGAAACAAACCGCCUACUCAGAUGACACUGAUAAAGCCAAGCUACUGAUCAACUCAAUUAAGUAUCUAGAGGAUAGGUUCAGUGACUUUGAAAAAAAUCCCUUGAAAUGCUUCUCUGUGUUUGAUUUAAGAAACUGGCCCACUGAUGAGAAAGAAUUGUUAAAAUAUGGUAGAGAAGAAAUCAAAGACUUAUGUGAACAUUACUCUGAAAUUCUAAGUGAAGAUGAAAAAAAAUCAAUGCUUCGUGAAUGGACCACAUUAAAAAAUCAACUAAAAAAGAAAAAAUCUGGUGUCAACUGUCGUACCCUAUACUGUGAACACUUACAGACCCAGCCAGCUAGUAUCACUAAUAUCCUGGUCCUUGUCAACAUCAUGAUAACAGUGUCUCCAUCCACUGCUGAAUGUGAAAGACAAUUUUCUGCAAUGAAGCUCAUCAAGUCAGCCAGACGGUCACACAUGAACCAAGACACCCUUGAGGCUCUGAUGAGAGUUCAUGCCGAUGGUCCCCCUGCAGCCCUGUUUGAUCCCCAGCCUGCCAUCGACCACUGGAUGUCCAGUGGACCUGGUACCCGUCACCUUGGUGGCCACAAGAUACCACAGAAACCCAGUGUUGUUCUAUCUGACAAUGAAGAUGAUGACCUUGAUGAUUCCCGUGACCAGUAAUGCUAUACCUGAAGAGUGAGCUACCAAGAUUUUAAUAUGAACUGCACAUGCAGUACAUAAAGACAAUGCUUUGAACAUACUGUGCACAUUGUGAACAUUUAGCUAGUGAUAGAGUGUACAAGUAGAUCCCCAUAUUGACAGUGACUUGCAAGUUAAAUACAUACCAUUAUAUGAACAUUUAACUAGUGAUUAUAGAAUGUACAAGUACUAAAGUUGGUCUCAAUAUUGACAGUGACUUGCAAGUUAAAUGCUUAUUAAUACAUACCAUUUAAUGAUUAUGUGAACAUUUAACUAGAGAUUAUAGAAUGUACAAGUACUCAAGUUGAUCUCAGUAUUGACAGUGACUUGCAAUUUAAAUACAUGUUUUGUACUUAAUAAUACAUACCAUUUUGUGAACAUUUAACUAGUGAUUAUAGAAUGUACAAGUAUUUAGGUUAAUCUCCAUACUGACAGUGACUUACAAGUUAAAUGCUUAUUAAUACAUACCAUUUAAUGAUUAUGUGAACAUUUAACUAGUGAUUAUAGAAUGUACAAGUACUCAAGUUGAUCUCAGUAUUGACAGUAAUUUACAGGUUGACUUAUAUGCUAAAUAAUACAUACAAUCUUUCUUUUAUCUGAUGUUGUUAAUAUUUUAAGACUUUUAAGUUGUAAACUUAGAGAUAUUUGUGUGAAAAUGUUUCUUUAAUUAGAUGUUGUAUUAACUUCAGCUUGUACUUCUAUAUUAUGAUUAAACAGAAUGAAAUGUU